UCUUCAUCUUCUUCAUUACACAACAUGGAGUAUUUUGUUAAAAAAAAACAUUGAACAAAAUAGUGACGCUCGUUAAAAUGUGAUACCCCCACAAACAGGCAACAGCACGUGGAAAAAGCAAAUGGAGGAAUUCUGGAAAGUCAUUACUCUCUCCUCGCCUUUCCCCCCUCCCCCAGCAAACGCCGUCGGCUUCCGUACUACAACCCUCCAGGAAUUUCUACCUCUCUCGACGGAGUACGGCGGCGGGGCCAGUAAUUGUCAUCCGGCGACUGACCUGUUCGUGACCAGUAACGCCCCGGCGUUUGUUUCGUCAGAUGCCGUCAACUGUGCUGCAAUUCCUCUUCCCAGUCGUCGGCUUCAUCCCGUCUCAAGAAAACGAGGAGGAGCUGGAAGCGACGCCGACCGCCGCUACGAACAACGGCUGAUUAAGAAUAGAGAGUCUGCCGAACGUUCUCGUGCCAAAAAACAGGUCAAACUCCUUCUUUUUUUAGCUUCUUGAGAUUGAGUAAGAAAUCCCUCUUCUUCUUUUUUUUUAAUUUUAUGUGCAUCCGUAAUAGAUUUACAAUAUUGCAUUGGAUGUAGAUCCCCGAUUCUGCUAGCUAAUAAAGAAUAAUGGAAGUGGUAUGCAACUUUUUCCCCAAAAAAAGUAUACUGAUUUGCUCGCUACCAUUUAUGAGGUAAACUCAUACAGGAGUAUAAGUGGGAAUGGUUAUUUUUUGAAAGGGAUUGAACAUCAAUUAUAUUUUGUCAGAUAGCUGGUUGAACACACACAUAUAUAUAUGUACAUAUAGAGAAAAAGUUCAGGUCCAGAAAUGCGUAUAUUUUGUGGACAUAUUCUAGUUUGUCAACAAAAAAAUUCAAACUAAACAAAAACUGUGUUUUUAUAGUUAUUAAUUUUUUUGUGGAUAAACUAGACUUGGAAAACAUUGAUUUUGGUGAAGAAGGUCAGAUUAGUCUAUAUAGUUGAGUUGGGUGGUUGGUAAGGGGAUUCAAUUCAAGCUAGCUUUAAUGUGACGCGAAAAUAAAUAAAUAAAUAAAUGCGCACGGACGGACAGGCUUACCGAGAGGAGCUGGAGAUAAAGGUGGAACAUCUGAAGAAAGAGAACGCGGAGCUCAAAAGACAGAAGCAGCUGAAUGUUGUUAGGGUUCCCCCGGUUGUGCCGCCCCAAAAGAAGAAGCUCUCCAGAAGUUUGACACUUUGACAGCACCGGCCAUAUUUGGGACCUGCUCAUCCAUCCAUCCAUCUAUCAUUUUGUUUUUUUUGACAAGCCAUAAUUUUUUUGUUGGAAGAAAACUCAACUCAAACGAUAAUUAUUGUGAGGUCAAAUCAACCCAUUAGGUAGGUAGCUUAGCUAGGAGAAGUGUACUAACUGAGUUGGGCUUUUGCGCGCACCCAAUGAAUGUAUAUUCAUCUUUCACUUUCUCUGUAGCAGCACAUCCAUCAUCUUUUUUGCUCCCAAAUCAAUGCACUUCUUCAAUGUGGUUAUGAAUACGUACAGUGUGUAUAGUACAUGCAAGCUGUUUGGUGCGGUGCGUGGGCCCAGUGGCGUAUCCAGGAAUUGUUGUGAACGGGGGC
Molecule: messenger RNA, 1576 nt
Organism: Cuscuta epithymum
Lineage: Eukaryota; Viridiplantae; Streptophyta; Magnoliopsida; Solanales; Convolvulaceae
Source: the annotation of a GenBank genome assembly